Messenger RNA from Oryza sativa Japonica Group (Japanese rice), 1147 nucleotides. Its product is annotated as BAG family molecular chaperone regulator 1. NCBI's taxonomy places the organism in Eukaryota, Viridiplantae, Streptophyta, Magnoliopsida, Poales, Poaceae. The record is from RefSeq and is a predicted model, not a curated record. Gene Ontology annotation, molecular function: protein binding.
UCCCAGUGUCCCCCUCAUUGGCGCCUUUGACAAACAGCCGCACGCUUCUAAAGCUUUGUCCUUUCCCACGCCCAUGGCUCUCCCUUCGCCUUCGCUUCCUGUAUAUACACCCCCCACCCACCGAGCUCUCCUUCCACGGCCACACCGAUCACCAGCUGCGCCCGCCAAUUGUUGCAAGAACCGAGCCCUUUCAGCUGAGCGAAUUGAGUCUCUCUGACCGGGCUGUGUGACAAUGAUCAAGCUGAGGUACUCCAAGAGGCUGUUCAGGAGGAGCUCCUCCAAGGGCAGCACUGACAGCAGUAGCAGUAGCAGCAGCAGCAGCGACGGCGAUGUCGGUGGCCGGAGCGGCGGCGGCGGCAGCGGGGAGAUAGAGUGGGAGGUGAGGCCGGGAGGGAUGCUGGUGCAGAAGAGGGACGGGAGAGGCGGCGUGGAGGUGAUCACCGUCAGGGUGGCCACCGGGUUCUCCUGGCACGAUGUCUCCAUUGGGGCUACCUGCACUUUUGGUGAGCUGAAGACAGUAGUGUCUAUAGUGACAGGGCUGGAGCCCAGGGAGCAGAGGCUGCUGUUCAGGGGCAAGGAGAGAGAGGACAGUGACCACCUCCACAUGGUUGGUGUGAGGGACAAGGACAAGGUGCUGCUCCUUGAAGACCCUGCCCUCAAGGACAUGAAGCUCCGGGCCGCCCUCGCGGCCCGGGCUACCGUCCAAAGCCCGUAUCAGCCUUUUAUCCAAGUCUAGGUCUAGCCCAGUCUGGUCCGGCCCAUCUUAUCGUGCUAACUGCUAGAUUAAUCGUACCAUCAGCUGAUCAAGUCUCUAAAAGCUUAAUUCCUGUCUGGAAUUGACCUGAUGUAUGGUGAUUUUUUACUGUUGCUGUUAAUCAGCAGUGAGUACCAGUCCAUGGGAAGGGCAAAGGGGCCCUCCCAUGUGAGAGCUAGAGUACCUGCCACUUGUUAUGUCUCUAAUUGCGUGAUUUGUGCCAUUUCUAGGUAGUUAAUUUGCGAGUGCUUAGUGUGGUUGUAUGUCAUGCAUUGUGUAUGUGUGCUCCAUUUUCUGCAAGUAGUAGUACCUCUAAUGUGGAAGGGAUCAAUGUUUCAUGCAUGUAAGGAUGCAACUGCGUGCAAUCAACUGAGAUUACUGCUGCAGAUUUUA